Oncorhynchus tshawytscha (Chinook salmon) is the source of this 864-nucleotide messenger RNA. RefSeq lists its product as uncharacterized. Lineage: Eukaryota; Metazoa; Chordata; Actinopteri; Salmoniformes; Salmonidae. The transcript has 4 exons. Bases 6 to 626 code for a protein of 206 amino acids. The record is from RefSeq and is a predicted model, not a curated record.
AACACAUGCAAUACGGACCUGCAGAACUGCAAUCAAUCGUAGAAGAAAUCAGAGUCAUGUACCUGCCGUUCAUAACCGUUGUUGGCCUUCUUGCGGUAUUUACAGUUGCAUUAGGCGCUCCAGUUAAUCAAACAGUUGGAAUCAGUUGGAAUGAAGUCACAGAGGGCUCGUUAAAACUAAAUGAACUUGCUAAAAGACUCAUAACUGAGGAGCUCAGUCAUUUGAAAAAUGUGGAAAGAGUUGUCAAAGGGCCAAGAGUGCUGGUGGAAGCCACAGACAAAUGUGAUCCAAAAAACCUAAGAGCAGAUUCAAUGCCUUGUCUUAAGAAGAUGGUUUUUGCUCUGAAGAACUACAGUACAGUAUUUGGGAUAAUUAGUCAGUUCAAGAAUAACUGUGCAAAAACUGGAAAGAUGGUGAACACAGUAGUGAAAAAACUCCUUUUAGACUUGAAGGAGCCCCAUCCUCAUUCAGAAGAGAAGUGGCAGGAAGUGAAGAGCUGGGAAGAGCCAGGACUGUGUCGUGACAAUAUUGAGAAGCUGUUCUCCUUCUCCAUCCUCAUGGCUCGUGUCUUUGCCCCUGGUGAUCCUGCAAAACACAUAAUGGAUUCGCCUAAAUAUUGUAUCUAAAGCUGCGAAGCAGGCCACAAUUGAUUCAUCAUCUGUGAUCUGUUUCAGUAUUAGACAACAUAGUAGUAGAUGGACAUCUACAUUAAUUGUAUGAUCAAUUUGAUCAAAAUAGUCUGAAAUGACAAGUAACUUUUGUGGUGUUGUAUGUUAUUACAAUGUUUCAUAAACAUUUCAUUAACACACUUAUAUAUCUGCCUGUGUUCCACUUUGGAACAGUUGUUUAUAUUUAGGAAUGUAU